Cladophialophora yegresii CBS 114405 is the source of this 624-nucleotide messenger RNA. RefSeq lists its product as uncharacterized. Gene Ontology annotation, biological process: mitochondrial respiratory chain complex II assembly. Gene Ontology annotation, cellular component: mitochondrion. The transcript has a single exon. Lineage: Eukaryota; Fungi; Ascomycota; Eurotiomycetes; Chaetothyriales; Herpotrichiellaceae. The record is from RefSeq and is a predicted model, not a curated record. Bases 1 to 624 code for a protein of 207 amino acids.
AUGAAAACCGCAAUCAGUGUGCCCCGAGCAGCUCACUGCGCGGCUCCCCGCGCUCAUCUCUUCACACCUACUCUCGCCCGCUCAGCCACUCGCGAGCGCUCCCGAUUCACCUCCCCAGCCCGCCGCCACCUGAGCACAACGCCCCGUGUCAAGAAAGACGAGCCAUCCUCGUUCUCCUUCCAAGGCAUGGCCGCCCCGCCGCGGCUGCCCAAGGAAGAGCAAGAAAUCUUCGAGUCCCUCCAGCGCCAGUCGACCGGCGCAUUCUCGACGCCCGUGUCAGAACGGCGCGCCCCGCCGCGGAUCAACCAGUCUCCUGACUCGACGGCCGCGGAAGUCGCCGACGCGCAGACCACGGUCUCGCAGCGCGUCGACAGGAUCAGUACCGCCAGCGAGGACUCCGAGGGCGGAACGGGGCCCUCAGUGCUCAAGGAAAUGUACGACAAGGUGAUUGAGGCGAGGGGCAAGGGCGAAGAAUUACAUCCCAAUGUGGUCAGAGGGGCGCAGCCCGAGUUUGAAGGCGAUGUCAAUCCCAAGACGGGCGAGGUUGGAGGGCCCAAGAACGAGCCGCUGCGAUGGGGCGCUUCGGGAGAUUGGACUUAUAAUGGGCGGGCUACAGAUUUCUAG